This is a messenger RNA of Danaus plexippus (monarch butterfly), 2247 nucleotides long. RefSeq names its product alkaline ceramidase (gene bwa). Bases 264 to 1073 code for a protein of 269 amino acids. The record is from RefSeq and is a predicted model, not a curated record. Gene Ontology annotation, biological process: ceramide metabolic process. Gene Ontology annotation, molecular function: hydrolase activity, acting on carbon-nitrogen (but not peptide) bonds, in linear amides. Gene Ontology annotation, cellular component: membrane. The transcript is spliced from 5 exons. NCBI's taxonomy places the organism in Eukaryota, Metazoa, Arthropoda, Insecta, Lepidoptera, Nymphalidae.
AACUUGAAAAUAAAAACAUUCUUCAUUCUACUUCGCGAGGCUCGCAUUUAUUGUAUCGCAAUAUACAAAAUAACUUCUUGUGAGAGUCAGACAUAAAAAUAAUACGACUUAUUCAUUUUAUUAUUUUUUUAUACAAUAUUGACGGUCUUAAAUAGUUAAAGGAAGAAAUCUUUGAUUUUCGGCAAAAUAUUUAUAGUUUUUUUUUUUAUUAUUAUUUUUGAAACAAAAGUGAAUUUCAAACAAAGGAUUAUUGAAAAAUAAUAAUGUGGUCGCAUUUAGAACGUGGCAGUUCUCCAGUAGAUUGGUGUGAAUCCAAUUAUUCUAUAUCGCCUGUAAUAGCUGAAUUUGUUAAUACGAUAAGUAACAUUCUAUUCUUUUUGUUCCCGCCAGUAUUGAUACAUUUAUUUCAAGAAUAUGCUAGAUUUUUUAACCCAGCAAUCAAUGUACUGUGGGUGUUAUUAAUGGUGGUUGGUAUCAGUUCUGCCUACUUUCACGCUACCCUGAGUUUAGUGGGGCAACUGCUCGAUGAACUGGCUAUACUAUGGGUUUUCAUGGCAGCCUUUGCUAUGUUCCUACCAAAGAGACAUUUCCCCAGAUUCUUGGGGGGUAAUAGACGAGUACUGGCAUUCUACUCGAGCGUGUUUUCGGUAGUCUCUACAGGCUUCCUUGUAAUGCAUCCAAAAGCUAACGCCUUCGCACUAAUGAUGCUCGCAUUCCCGGCCAUCGGGUUUCUGUGUAAAGAAUUGAACAGAGUAAAAUGUGCCCGUGUGUAUCGUCUCGGUCUACGCUGCGUCGCGGUGUGCUGCCUCGCGAUAUUCUCCUGGAUCAUUGACAGAAUGUUCUGUGACGCGUGGCUCUCCAUAGACUUCCCGUACAUGCACGGUGUAUGGCACAUACUUAUAUUCAUAGCUAGUUAUACAGCGUUGGUACUGUUUGCAUACUUCAACGUGUCCGAAGAAAGACCCGAGCAAAAACCCGAAUUGAGAUACUGGCCCAGGAACGACUUUGAACUGGGCAUACCAUAUAUAACUAUAAAACAUCCGUGCAAAAAAGACAAACAUCUUGCUAUAUAAUUUUUUUUUUUCUAGCUUGAUAUUACGUUUUAGUAUUUUUUUGAAUUUGGAAACAUUUUUAUAGAAAUAUUAUCUGUGUUUUGACAUCUUCGGCUUGUCAAUUGUCAUUUUAUUUCAAGUUUGUGAUUGAUUUAGUUUUGCUACUACAUAUUUUAUUUUAAUAAUAUGUAAAAUUUUAUAUUCACGAAAUGACUACUAGCCUGAAAUAAAUGUAGUGUACAAAAUAAGAGAAAUAAUUUUUGUAGCUAAUUAAAUAAUGUAAAUUACAAAAACUUCAUGUAUAAUGUGUAGAAACGAAUACUGAAAGUAAACGAGUCUGUAUGCAAACGACGAUUUGACAUAUAUAUUUUUUAAUAGGUGAUUAAAAAUUUUAAUUAAUUCAAUUUGUGCCAACCUGUGAUGUUUUUAUGACUGUUAUUGUGCAAUUAUUUAUAUAUUUUAUAUUCUAGUGAUAUAUUUAUUAGUAAUUUUAUAUUUAUUUAAUUUUUUUUUUGUAUUCUUAGUGCUAGUGAUUUUUAACUGAGUUUUACAUUUAACUAAAAUUAUUUGAGAUUUACAAAAAGAGAUCUUAUGUGUUUAUAGAAGUAGUUAUAAUCUUGGAGAACUUUGUGAAAGAAAAAUACAGUAGUUUUUAUGUCCAUUUUAUCUAUUUUAGCUUCUGAUGUAGUUUUUGUUUCUUGAUAUUUUUCAUUAAAAAUUAAUAUAGCAGUGUUGCUUCACUUGAUGUAACAAAUAUUUAUCUAGCGAGUGUUUUAAAGAUCUUGAAUCUGCGAUUGCAGUAAUUCUUGACUUAAUUUUUUUUUCUAUACAAACUUUAAUUAAUUUGUGCAAGAAUUGAAGCUUUUUGCUUUACUCACCCAUUUACAUUCUGUACAAAAUUUGUAUGAGAUAACGUUUCCAUAUUUUGUGAUGUUGAUGUUUCCAUAGAUUUAUAAUUAAGUGUGUUUUUGAAUAUUUUAGUCCAAAAUUAUUGUGAUUUUGAUAAUCUAGUGUUAGACUAGUAUAUACUUGUGUGAUACAUAAUUUAAAUGAUUCGUAACUCCUUAUGUCUGCUUUGAAUGAAAAAUGUUUAUUAACUAUUACCAUACAAUAUGUUUAUCAUUGCCCAAUCAUUUAUAUAUAUUAUUUAUAGCUGACAUUUGAUUGCAAUAAAGUAAAAGUGUGUUAUAUAUAA